Molecule: messenger RNA, 2814 nt
Organism: Centruroides sculpturatus (bark scorpion)
Lineage: Eukaryota; Metazoa; Arthropoda; Arachnida; Scorpiones; Buthidae
Product: regulator of G-protein signaling egl-10-like
Exons: 4
Coding region: 443-844 (133 amino acids)
Biological process (GO): regulation of G protein-coupled receptor signaling pathway
Source: RefSeq, a predicted model, not a curated record
UCUGUAAUCUCAGUCUGUACAUAUAAUAUCAUACACUUUUAUGUUUAGGUGCUAAAGAUCAUGUUUCCUCAAAUUUUUUAAUCAUUACUAUUAACAGUUUGUGGACCAGUACUUUUUUGACUAUUACAGUUAUGACAGCUAAGCAUUACACUAUUUUAAUAAAAUAACUUCACAGUUAAUAUACAAUUGGACAAAAUGGGAUGCAUGUUUAGCAUGACUGUCGGAUGUUUGGGAUAGUUCUUUUUGUGGCCUUUUUUCCCUGGUAUCAAUCAAUUUUAUGAAAAUUUUCCAGGUUUUGUAUAGAAAUCCUUUUCUAUAUAAAAAUAUUUAGUUUCAAUGGAACGUUAGAAUCAGUAUACCUAACAAACUGCUAAAAUAAUUUGAAAAAUAUAUAAGCAUCCGUUUCUGGAAGAAAAAUCUCCAGAACUUUACAUUCAAUACUAUGCAGUUGUAUGAUUUCAAUUCUUUCUGUAAAGGCAAUAAUACAUCACAAAAUUUAAUUUUGUAUGCAUUAAAUGUUAACAUUAGUAUUAUUAGCAAUAUUCCUAUUUUUAACGGCAUUCUCAUUUUUAGCGAAUAUCUCGAUUCCGAUGCCAACUGCCCGAUAAAUAUUGAUUCUAAAAGUUACGAAAUCACAAAGAGAAAUAUGGAAACUCCCGACAGAUGGACUUUUAACGAAGCCGCAGCACAUUUAUAUCAGUUGAUGAAGAACGAUAGUUAUCCACGUUACUUGAGAUCAGAAAUGUAUAAAGAAUAUCUAAAUGGUAUGAAGAAAAAGACGUCGGUUAAAGGCAUUAGAUCUGUUAUUUCAUUUUCUGCCAAAAAAGAACAAACAUCUUCCUAGCCUAGUGAAUGUUAUGUGAAAUGUUAAGAAUCAAGAUAUCAUAGCAAUGCAAAGACUUAAACACAGCUCUCAAGCCUUGGCAUAGGGUCCUAGGAAAGCAUUUGUUUUGGAGAAGAGGUGAUUAUCGACAGAGUGCAACGUUCCGCACGAAAUUAUUAAUAGAAGGCUGUAUAUUCAACAUUUCUUCUUCCAGCCCGUGCGUCAAUGAAAUAGUCAUGCACGAACCGGAAUUCUGCAGUAAGAAUUCUUUGACGUGACAACAUGGGUACCUACUUAUGAAAUUUACUGUGAAUUAAAUUUGAAAAAAAAUCCUAUAUACAUAGUACAGCUUAUAUGAAAAAAACAAAAUGAAAUUCAAUAACUUUUUAUCUAUUAAUAUUAUUAAUUUUUUCUUAAAAAGUUUACCAUUAAGUGAUUAUCUUGUUGAUUAAUACAAAUUAAAAAGUUUAUAUUAUUAUUAUUACCAUAAGUUUUUCAUAUAUUUAAGAAAAAGUUAUAUUAGCAUUUUAUUUUCGCGACAAUUUUCUUAUAUAAUUAUAGAGAUAGAACCAUCUUUAGAGGAUAAAAUGAACAUAAUAUUAUACAAACAUGCAUCAUAAAAAAAAAAAAAUAAUAUCAUUUUUGAACAAAAUUUCAUAAUUGUUGUGACAUCGUGUAUUAGUAUGUAUGAGAGAAACAAAUUCAAGUCCUCUCACAAUUAUAUUUUGUAAAAGUGAGAUAGUGUAAGUGAAAUGUCGAAUCCUCUUGUAAAUACACUUGCCGUGCUCUUCAUAGAUACGAUAUUUUUGUGUAUGUGUAUAAAUUAAUUGAUGAAUGAGACGUUACAUGAGAUUGUAAAUAUAUAAAUUCAGUAUAUAAAUAACAUAUGGAACAGGUUUGCGCUUUUAUUGAUAAAGAAAAGGGACCAAAUCUGAUAUCAAGCGAAAUAGUAAACUGUUGAAAAUUGUUGGUAAAUUAUUAACAUUGUUGCAUGCUAUUGACUGGCAUUUAUUUAUAUUCUAUAACAUAAUAAUUUAAAUGUUUUAAAUGUAAUUUAAAAUAAUGAAGAGUUAGAGUUUAAAAUUGUUGUUAGGAAAAUUUUUAACCUGGUUGAAAGUAGAAAUUUGAAAUUUUAUCCUGUCGAUAAUGCAUUGAAAUUCGAGUGCAUCUUGCAGAAUGUUUAAUAAAUUCUGGCUGAAAAAUUGAACAAAUUUUCAAAAGCACAAUAUCGAUAAUACUGUGAUGGUUACUUUUAUUUAAAUUAUGUGGAGUAAGAUAUAAAACUCCUUUAAAGUUAAACUUCUUGCAAAAUCAUAUCUGCUUUUAUAGUAAUUUCUCUAUACAUAUUCCAUUUAUCAUAAACUUUUUAAAAUUACUAGUAGUAUUGUGGCGCUUACUGUAAUUCAGAGUGCCAAAAUAAAAAAUGAAGUGUAACGUUAAAAACUGACACUCGAUUAAAUUUGCUCAUAAAUAGAACAAAUCUAACUUCGUUAUUCAUCAUAAUUAAAUGUUACAAAUUAAUAAAUGUGAGAAUUUUGGAAAACAAUAUAAUAAUAAAUAUUAUGCAUUACCUCUGGCAUAAUUUUUUAAUCAAAUUAUCGGACGCGUGCAGAAUGCAAUCGGAAAUUCUGUCCGUAAGGCACUGAAAGAUUUAAAUGUUUCAUUUAUAUCUUAAUAUCAAAAGCCUUAAAUUAAAAUUGGAUAAAAUCUCUUGGAAAAAAAUCAUAUAAACUGCAAAAAAAUUAAAAACAAUUGGAAUUUUAUCUGUCAUAUUAAAGGCUUAAGUGUAAUGUACUUGACAAUGUGUAUAUUAUUCAUACCAUAUAUUCAUGUAAAAUAUAUUUUUGUUAUAUAUGAAAAUGUAAUUUCACAUCAUGUGUUCAAAUGUAAAAUUUAAAAUAUCCCCUUACCAUAGACAAUCUACCGAAUUUUAUGAUUUUACUACAUGUGUCGUUCGAUUGCUUCUACGGAGAAUGUUUUCCAUUCAUUUU